AUGAUUGCACAUCUGGGAAUUUUGGGUUUUGUGGAGCCGGAUCCUGAAGAGAUCAGUUCUACUAAACCAGUACUUAAAGAGAUCAGUUCUAAACCAGCUCCUACAGAGAUCAGUUCUAAACCAGUCCCUGGAGAGAUCAGUUCUAAACCAGAACCUGGAGAGAUCAGUUCUAAACCAGUUCCUAUGGGUAUCAGUUCUAUACCAGUUUCUACAGAGAUCAGUUCUAAAGCAAUGCCUGGAAAGAUCAGUUCUAAACCAAUUCUUGGAGAGAUCAGUUCCAAGCCAGUUUCGGAGAUUAUUUCUAAACUAGUGCCUGGAGAGAUCAGUUCUAAACCUGUUCCUAUGGAGAUCAGUUCUAAACCAGUCCCUGGAGAGAUGAGUUCUAACCCAGUUCCUAUGGAGAUCAGUUCUAAACCAGUUCCUAUGGAGAUCAGUUCUAUGCCAGUACCCGGAGAGAUAGAUUCUGAACCUGUCCCUGGAAAGAUCAGUUUUAAAGAAUAG
Messenger RNA from Eurytemora carolleeae, 501 nucleotides. Its product is annotated as probable serine/threonine-protein kinase samkC. Lineage: Eukaryota; Metazoa; Arthropoda; Copepoda; Calanoida; Temoridae. The transcript is spliced from 2 exons. The coding region runs from base 1 to 501 and encodes 166 amino acids. The record is from RefSeq and is a predicted model, not a curated record.